AAAGAAUAAAAUCAAAACGAUCUUUUUAAGUUAUUCAAGUUAUUAGAACUUUUACCCUCACGAUUUAAUCUAAUAUCAAAGAAAUAACAGAAAAUUAAUACAAGUUCACAAAAUUGCUCAACAAAGUAUAUGAAAGGAACAUUAGAAAGUACAAACCAUUUCCCCAUUUCCUAUUCCUUCCUGGCUUUACUGGACCUGUCAAGCCUUUCUUCGUUCCUUUGAAAUUGAAACUGAACCCAACUACUUAAGAGUCGAGACAGACGUGCACAACUCAGAACUCAUCCCAGGUUACUGCUGAAGCUUGGUUUCAUAGAAAACCCAUGAAAGGAGCAUUCAAAUUUAAUGUUAUUUUUAACAAAUGGAAAUUUGGGGGUGUUAGGGAGAUUUCUGCAUUGCCUGGAAAGGCCAAAGGUCUAAAGAUUGAUGGGGUUAAGGAUAUUGUAGCAGUAGCUUCAGUUAAUUUGGCUGUUGCCCUUGCCAAUAAAUGUCAACUUGCUGUCGGUUUGCUUGAUGCUGAUGUCUAUGGACCUUCUAUUCCGACAAUGAUGAAACUUCAUGGAAAGCCAGAAGUUAAUGAGAAUCUAAAGAUGAUUCCCAAGGAGAAUUAUUCAGUAAAGUGCAUGUCAAUGGGGUUGCUUGUGGAAAAGGAUGCACCAAUUGUUUGGAGAGGGCCCAUGGUCAUGAAUGCUUUAGAGAAAAUGGCAAAAGGAGUUGACUGGGGCCAGCUUGAUGUUCUUGUGGUGGACAUGCCACCGGGAACUGGCGAUGCUCAGCUGACUAUUUCCCAGAGGCUGCAAUUAUCAGGUGCUAUAAUUGUCUCCACUCCUCAAGAUAUAGCACUGCUUGAUGCUCGAAGAGGUGCUCACAUGUUCAACAAAGUUGAUGUUCCGAUCAUAGGGAUCAUAGAAAACAUGAGCUGCUUUAUGUGUCCACACUGUUGCCAGCCUUCAUAUAUAUUUGGGGAAGGAGGGGCCAGGAGGACAGCAGCUGAACUAUGUCUCCAAUAUCUUGGUGAUGUACCAUUAGAGAUGGACAUUAGAACUAGCUGUGACGAAGGGGUUCCUAUUGUAAUAUCAUCGCCAGAUUCUGCCAGCGCUAGUGGAUAUACUGAUGUCGCUCAGAAGGUUAUGAAGCGAUUAGAGGAACUGUCGCAGAAGCAAUUUCGCCCUGAAAUUUCAGUCUGAUGUUUGUGCACUAAGAAUUUUCGGUUUCAGUGUGUGUUUGUGUCUCUAUGCUUCUUUGUGGGCGUGUGAUGCUACAUUCAUGGCUACGCCAGUUUUGGACUCGUGUUUCUGUAUUUACGUCCCAAGAUUUUGUUGCGAGCCUCUGUAAUCGAACUUGCUUUUUCGGUGCAAACGGGACUUUACUUGGGGGUAUUUCUGAACCUAUCCAGAGAAACCUGAAAUUUUGAUUAUUAUGUACGUGGAAUAAUUAGUGGUGCGGUGCCUGAUAGUGUACUCUUUUGUCUUCUUAAGAUUGCUUCUUGUUUUAACAUUUUAAAAACGGAGAGUAGAUAAUGUAUUAUUUCUAUUUGCUAAUUAGACAUGGGAAUGAACCAAAACAAGGAAAAAAUAUAUCCAAUUUAACAUGCAAAUUAAGGUCACUUGUUUUUUAAAAUAAAUUUAUUUAUAUUCUAAAAUUGAACUAUAUACUUAUGUAGUUAUGUUAUAAUCUUCAAAUGGAGGGUCAUAGGUUCAUUGCCAUUUACUUGCUGAUGUUUUUAUAUGAAAUGUUCAUGAGAAUUAAAAAAAUUUGAAUCUUUUAGAUAAAUAUUAUUUAUU
Molecule: messenger RNA, 1781 nt
Organism: Amaranthus tricolor (Joseph's coat)
Lineage: Eukaryota; Viridiplantae; Streptophyta; Magnoliopsida; Caryophyllales; Amaranthaceae
Product: iron-sulfur protein required for NADH dehydrogenase, mitochondrial
Exons: 9
Coding region: 321-1184 (287 amino acids)
Biological process (GO): iron-sulfur cluster assembly; mitochondrial respiratory chain complex I assembly
Cellular component (GO): mitochondrion
Molecular function (GO): ATP-dependent FeS chaperone activity; 4 iron, 4 sulfur cluster binding; ATP binding
Source: RefSeq, a predicted model, not a curated record